UCCUUUUCAUAGAAGGUACAAAUCUCUUCUCACUCCAACCAGCUACGCAACUGAGGGAUUCAUUUGACCACCACUAAAGGAAACAUGGGCGAUCAAAACCCUAUGGUACAGGAACCGGUGGCAAAAUUCUAUGUGGUAGAAGAUCCAGAGGAGGAUGAAAUCAAGACCCAGAAGGCAAUUCCCGACACCAAUGAGAUUGGCGCAUACCUCAAAUAUCUGAUCUUGAACCACCGAAUGGGCUUGCAAAACAUGUAUGGUAAGAUUGAAGCGGAGUUAAACAAAAGCCUGGCAGUAGCAAUCAAAAGGGGAGAGAUAAUGGCGAGAAGGUUGAUUCUGGAGAUGGGAUGCGGUUAUGAAGUCGCGAAAGAAUUAACUGUGUUGACACUUUAUGAUAUGGCUAUAUUAAUUGAUGACUCUGAUUCCAUGAUCUACGAGGAAGAGGGCAAAAGGAAGGAAUGUCUGAUACAAUAUAUCGACCACAUCACCGACAUCUAUAAGUUGGCAAAUGAGUCCGGUAUCCUUGCUAUGCGCUUCAUGAACGGUCAUAAAGGUAAAAAAAACUGGACCGGGGAGUCGAAAGAAUAUCUGGAUCAGCACAAAUAUGGAGGCCCGACAAGAAUAGGAACGGAACUCAAGCAGAAGAUUUUGGACUUAUUUGUAACCGGAAACGAGAAACAGGUCAGGCCAUUACUAGUGCUAAUUGUUACCGAUGGCGUGGUUGAGGGGGAGAGGAGAGGCCGUCUGAAAAAAGUUAUUCAAGAUAGUGUGAAUGAACGUCAAGAAGCAGGUAAAGGGUUCGACGCCAUAUCGUUCCAAUUCUCAUGCAUUGGAAACGAUCCGUUUGCCCGUCAGUUAUUGAUAGAACUAGACCAAGACCGAGAGCUUGGUGGAUACAUCGACGUGUUCCCGGUUGAAUGCGAAUUCAAACGCCAGCUCGAGGAAGACAAGUGGUUUGUGGUGAGUUAUGAUCUGCUCUUCUCCGGGCUGAAUGAAUGA
Tuber melanosporum (Perigord truffle) is the source of this 996-nucleotide messenger RNA. RefSeq lists its product as uncharacterized. The record is from RefSeq and is a predicted model, not a curated record. Lineage: Eukaryota; Fungi; Ascomycota; Pezizomycetes; Pezizales; Tuberaceae. The transcript has 4 exons. Bases 85 to 996 code for a protein of 303 amino acids.